GAACAGCAGCCGCUGAUUUGGUACAAUGGUGCCAUUACACAUGUUCUGAUGAUAUGGAAGCAGAAACCCUUCAGCCCUUCGAGCCCAUUCGGCCACUAAUCACCAGCAGGGUCUCUCCUCCAGUUGGUUCCUGCAUUCUCCCUCUCAGCUCAAACCCUUGAUGCCCUCUAUGUCUGGAACUUCAUCUCUCUCUCUCUCUCUGGUGGAGGAUUCCACAGGUUCACUGCCCUCUGAGUGAAAAAAAUCAACUCUUGUCAGCCCUAAAUGUCUUCCCCUGUAUCCUGAGACUGUGCCCCAUCAUUUUAGAUCAUCCAUCCAAGGGGGACACCCUCCCCACACCCAAACAUUAACCCUAAUAGUGGAACGGAACAGUUAAGUUGCCUUGAAAGGAAGAAAUAAUGACAGAAAAUUCUGUUGAUACUCAGGAGAUCAGGUAACAACUAAGGCAACUUAGCUGUUCUGUUCCACUAUUUCUAAAGUAUAUUGACUCAAUUUGGGCAAUAUGCUCAAGGUUUGAUUAUUGCCCAUGUUGGUUGUGGUGAGAAGGUGAUGGAGUAGCUACAGUCAUUGAGGUACUCCCACAACGCUGGAGACACGAGAGACUGCAGAUGCAGAAAUCUGGAGCAACACACAAGGUGCUGCAGGAAUUCAGUGGGUCAACUACCAAAUGAAGGGUCUCGACCCAAAACAUCGACUGUCCAUUUCCCUCCAUGGAUGCUGCCUGACCCACUGAGUUCCUCCAGUGCUUUUGUGUGUUGCUCCUACGACGAUGUUGGGGUGUUAUUUUUAGCCCGGAUCUAGUGACUGUAGGAGCACAGCCCGGCGCCAGGAUGGAAGAAAUAGAUUGUGCAGCAUGGCAAGACAAAAUCCCUUAAAGCCUACAGCUGAUGGUUGUAAGUGUGCACUGUAAAUGCAGCUUAAAUCUGCAAACUAUGAAUGCCCAUUCAGACUUCAUUCUAUAUAAUGAAUACUGUGCAGAGACACUGGAGCAAAUGCCGCAGGGUGGAUCACGUUGCUUAAACUGCUCAAAACAAAGAUAAGAACCUGAGCCUGGGAGAAGUGGGGGAAUUACAUUUGAAGUUUAAAACAUGGCAGCAAAGCAGAAUUUCCAGUGCUUGGAGGACCAGCUCUUGUGCCCUAUUUGUCUGGAGGUCUUCAAACAGCCCUUGAUGCUCCAGUGUGGUCAUAGCUAUUGUAAGAACUGUGUACUCUCUCUUUCUGGAAACCUGGACAACUACUUUACUUGCCCCGUGUGUCGGAAGACGGUGGACUGCAGCAGCUCUUCUCUGAAUGUCUCACUAGCUCGUGUUAUUGACACCUUGACAGUAAUAAGUGGGUCCAGUGGCAACCAAGAAAACUGCAGGGAUCAUCACAACCCCCUGAGCCUCUACUGUGAGAAAGACCAGCAGAUAAUCUGUGGGCUCUGUGGAAUCAUCGGACAACACAAGCAACAUAAGUUAACCCCCCUCUCCAGCGUGUAUGAGAGGAUGAAGGAACAACUUGCUUUGCUCAUUACAGGAGCUCAGAUGCAAAAGAACAACAUGGAGAGGCACAUAAACAGAUUAAAACACAACAGGACCCGUAUUAUUAAUGAAUCUGAUGUCUGCAAACUGGUGAUUCAGAAAGAAUUCCAGGAACUCAGAAGUUUUGUUGAUGAGGAAGAGGCCAACUUCAUUCAGUGCAUACAGUUAAAGUGCACCACAGCUGUUGAGACAAUUGAUGAACAAUUGGAAGAGAUGUCCAAAACACUAAAGCAGCUGAAGGAAGUUGAGGUUUCAUUGAGAAAAUUGGGCAAUGAAAAUCACUUAGAUUUCAUAAGGGAGUACAAUUCAAUCGCCUCACGAUGCAAACAGAUGCCACAGCCAGAGUCAGACAAAAUCUUCAGUAGCGUCUCCUUCAAACCUGGCUUUAGGCAUGAUGACAUCAAACUAACGGUUUGGAAAAAACUGCAGAAGCGGAUUUUACCAGAACCAGAAGAACUAAAAUUAGAUCCUAGCACCGCACACCCACUCCUAAUCAUAACCAAUGGUAGUACCAGGGUAGAAUGUGGAACAUACCUCAAGCGCUUGUCAUUGGUACAGGAGCGAUUUGACUACAACACCUGCAUUCUUGCCAACAAAGGUUUUUCCUCAGGCAAGCACUACUGGCAAGUGAUUGUCAAUGACAAGAUGAGAUGGCGUCUUGGCGUUAUCAAAGGUACCACAGGGCGCAAAGGGAAGUUGAACAAGACUCCGGAGAAUGGUGUCUGGAUGAUUGGAGUGAAGGAAGGAAAAAUUUAUGAGGCAUAUCAGAAUCCCAAAAUCCAGCUUUCACUCUUGGUGAGGCCACGGAAGAUUGGUGUGUUCCUUGAUUAUGAGGGAGGGCGACUUUCAUUCUAUAAUGUGGAUAAUCCAGAUGAGCUGAGUUUGAUCUAUGUUUUUGAUGCAGCUUUUCAAGGAAAGAUUUAUCCAAUUUUUGACCUUUGCUGUGUUGACAGAAGCAAUGACAUAGCACCUAUCACACUCUGUCGUGUUUGAAUUUAUCCCAACAAACAGCAAGAGGCAUCAUGCAAAUAUGAACCACUACUGUUCUAAUAUCAUGGCAACUGUUUUAAUGUCAUAAUUGAUGCUGUCUGAUUUUAUAACAUGGCUCAUCAUAUGAGAGACAGCAUUAGGUUCACGGAAUCUUUCUUUCAAACUUACUCUCAGAUCUCCUGAAUUAGCAAGAAAUAUGUUUGUGAUGUUUAGCUGUAAAAUGGAUUUCCAUUUAAUGGACUUAGUUACUUAGGGCACUGAUCUGUGGGAUUGGCUGACUUAUAGAAAUUCUGCAAACAUUAUCAAUUUUACCCAAAAUUGCUGGAAUCAAAUCCAGGGCAAUUAACUGUCUGUAAAUGUCUAGACUUAGGUCAAAAGAACUAAUAUGAAUGGUUUAAUAUACUAUUUCAUUUUUUUCCAUCUGUAACAGAGUGAUUUUGCUUUGUGAUGUCCUUUUGUUGACAUCUGGAAUGUGACAGUCAUGUGAUGGAUGAAAAUUUUUAUUGCACAUAUUAAAUUCAUAUUCUAGAAACUUGUUGCACAGAGGAAGGAUAUUUGGUCCAUCAUGCUUGGGCUGACUCUUUGAAAGAUCAAACCAAUUUAUCUCUCUCCCUGGUCCUUCCACAAGAACCCUGUAAGUUUUUUUUCCUCUUGAGGUACAAAUCAAAUUUAUUGUUGAAGCUGCUUCUGUCACUAGUCUUGGCAGUUUCUUCCAACUUCAAAUAAUUCUGAGUGAAAUUAUUUUGCCUCAUAUCACCUCUAGCUGUUUGUUUAAAACCUUAUGUCUGUAUCCUCUGGUUGCAGGUCCUACUGCCAGUGAAAACAGUACUUUCACCCUUAUUUACUUAACUCUCCCAUUAAUGUUCACUGAGUAAAGGAGAACGUCUUCAGCUGCUUUGGUCUAUUCAUGUAAAUGAAGUCCUGGGAUUCUCCUUGGCAGCAUUAUAGUAAUUAUCCCCUGCACUCUCUCAAAGGACCUGACAUCAUUCCUAAACUGUGGUUUCCAGAACUAUAUAUAAUAAUGCAAUUGUGGCCAAGCCACUGAUUUUUAAAGAUGUUUAUAAAGGUAAAGACUUUCUUGUUUUUGUGCUCUGUUAAUAAAUCCAGGAAUCCCAUUUCUUUGCUAACAUCGUCAUCAACCUCUCGUGCUACUGUGAAGCAUUUUUGUAUCUUCACCCACAGGCCUCUGUUCCUGCACCUGACCUGCCGAGUAUUUCUAGCGUUCCCUUUUGUUUCAGAUUUCCAGCAGCUGCUGUGAUCUGCAUCACAUACUUCCAACAUGUUAUUUUGUAUCUUUUCUCUCUCUAACUGCUGGCAUCAUACAUUACCUGGACAACUUUGAUCUCUAUCCUGUCAUAAACAUUCCCUCUCCCUCCUUUCCACUCGCUGCAACUUAAACAAAAAACUUAUUUUCUCACUUUUCGUUCUGAUGAAGACUCAUUGACCUGAAAUGUUGAAUCUGUUUCUCUUUCCACACGUGUUACCUGACUUGCUGAGUAUUUCUGGCAAUUCCUGCUUUUGUUCCUGUACAACCAAGCUGAGGUCAUUGUAUCCAAAAGAGCUGAGAUACUAAUAGUGACCCUUGAUAAAUGAACAUUUCCCUCCAGUCUAAAAAACAACCGUUCACCACAACACUCUGCUUUCUGUCCCUUCUAGGGUUCAGUGGCCCUUUAAUCCCAAACCACCGUCAUUUUUUGAAGGACAAAAUUGCCACAUUGGACCACUGCAGUUGCUGGGUUGAAGGUACUCCAAAAGUACCCUGAAGUAAGGAGCUCCACGAUUACUUAUCAGCCCUUGUCAGAAUGUUAUUCAGGUCUGGCCACGUGCUGGCAUAGACUAUUUCAUUAUCUGAGGAGUGGUGAAUGAAAUUAAAUAGUGUCCACUCAGGUGGGGUGAAUCAAAUUGGCUGAAAAUUGGUUUCUGUGAUGGGAACCACAGAAAAUGGGCAAAGUAGAUCAUCCCUCAGAACUUCUGUCUGAAGAUGGUUUCACUCUGCUUUGCACCAUGCUGAGCUCUGCCAGCAUUUAAGAAGGGGAUGUCCUGCAACCUUCUAUCCUUGCAAAGUACCACCUCAUCUCCAAGCUCCCAACCUCUCUAAGGCACCUGCAGUCUGGCAAAACAAGGUCUCUCUUUCCUGGACCUCUUGAUUUGAGUUCCUCCAAUCAGAUUUCCUGCCCUACCCCAAUACCAAUCUAUCCUCAUCAAAGACACAGAAGAUGUCAUGUGUGACUAUGAUUAAAGUAAACCAUCUCUUCUCAUUCUUCUUUGCUCAUCUGCAGGCUUUGACAUGGUCCACCCCGGCAUCUUAUCUAACACAACAUUCCUCCAGUUUUUCUCCAUUGCCAUCCAGCUUGAUGGAACUGCAGCCAAUUGUAGCUAGAUAGCCACCAGCAAUGGUUUCUCUUCCCACACCCUCACUGUCAUCUUUGGUGUAAUCCAAGGGUCUAUACUCAGCCCCUUCCCAUUUCGGAUCUAUAUGAUGCCCUGUCAUGGAAUCUAAUCUGACAAGUGCAAGUUAAUGCAUUUAUGGAACAUUGGUUGGGCUAUACCUGGAGUGUUAUCUCCAGUUCUGGUCACCACACUAUAGGAAGGAUGCGAUAAUCCUGGAGAGGGUGCAAAGGAAAUUCACCAGGAUGUUGCCUGGAUUGGAGCAUCUCAGUUAUAAGAUUGGAUAGGGAUUGUUUAUUUUUCCCUGGAGAGGAAGAGGCUGAAGGGUGAUCUGAUAGAGAUAAAAGAUUAGUGUAGAUGGGUGCAACAGUCAGUAUGGAUGUGGUGGGCUGAAGGGCCUGUUUCUGUGAUUCUAUAACAUCCAAAAAUGCUAUGACAGUUUCCACGUGUAAGGUGACAACAAGCAGUUAUACAACCUUUUUAAUCACUACACUGCUUAGAAUUGGAAUUGGUUUAUUAUUGUCACUUGUACUGAGGUACAGUAAAAAAAACUUGUCUUGCAUAUCGUGAGUCUGUUUUGGUAAUGUCAUUCUUGAAUUGGAUGUUAACUUGUUUGUGAGUUAAGUAAAAAGGUAAAUCUAAUGUGAAACUUUUCAAUCUUUGUACCUGGUUUUUAAUUAAAGACCAGGUUCAUCACACGGUGCAUUGAGGUAGAACAAGGGAAAACAAUAACAGAAAGCAGAAUAAAGUGUCACAGCUACAGAGAAAGUGCAGUGCAGGUAGACAAUAAGGUGCAAGGUCAUAACGAGGUAGAUUGUGAGGUCGAGAGCUUGUCUGAUGUCCAUGCUGCAUGUGCCAAAAUGUCCUCUGAUUAACUUUUGGGAAUAUCAGACCCAUUGUCUUUGUCCCAUCACAACUCCAUUUCUUAGCAAUUGACUUGAUGCCUCUCUCUAUUAAAAUCUAAGGCUGAACCAUACAUUUUACAACAUUGGUAUCAUAUCUGACCCUGAGUUGAGCAGAAGCAUGUACUUACACUAACACAAAGACUGCUCAUUUCCACCACCAUAAUAUCUCCAGGCAGUGUUUCUGCUUCUGCUCAUCUACUGCUGGAUCUACACCAAUGCCUUAGUUACCUCUCUAUUUUUACACUCCUGGCUGACCUCCCAUAUAAAUAUGAAGUUCCAGGGUGUAUGACAGAGCCCACUGAUUCUCCAUUAUGGCAAGCAUCUAAGUGCACUUUCAUACCAUGAAUGCCUUGCCUGGGUUAUAUAAAUGCAGACCCUUCAAACUAUGGCAGAUUUUCCAGACUAUGAUGUUUUCAGACCACUAUUGUAGUGUCAGGCAAUACAUUAGAAUUCCUAAUUCGGAGAAACCCCAAAAUAAUGAAGUCUUCACUGAUGUCUAUACUGCUUUUUAUGAGAGCUUGAAUCAGAGGAAGUCAACUAUUGGGGUGGUCAGCCAUUUGUCUGUUUUAAAAUGGCUGGUUGUUAGAAAUUUGUUAUGUUGGGAACAAAGCAAAAUGCAGAGUAUUUUUCACCAGGGUGCUCGUCUAUCAUUGGAUAUUAGUUGCAGUUAGUUUCUGCAACAUUUCUGAAGACUGUUCUAGGUAUAUAGGUCAUUUUUUAUCAAAGGUACAUUUAUUUCCCUGAGAACUUGAUUGUGAGUCUUCAAAUUGUACUUCGUGUUGAUAGUUUUCACAACUGAUGACACACUGGAGAACUUUUGAGUGCUCUAAAAAAUAACCACACUGAUUUUCAAAAAAAAUAGUUAACUGUAACAGAACCAAAUGUUAUUUGCUUGAUCCCUGUGCACCUUUUUAAUCUGUAGUUGGAUCUUAAAUCUACUGACUUCAUUUAGGCUUGAAUGUACACACAUGACUAAAUGCUAACAUAUAGCUGGAAUUUCCUGACAUCACAAAGCAUUAGGAAGUUUUGCAACCACUAAUCUGAUUGUAGAAUGGUAUUGUUCUUGGUUUUUGAAAUGUCUUUCGUUCCUUUUGUACAAAGUAAUAAUUAUGAGUUUGUGGAAUCAAGUAUUUUCUUUCCAGUUUAUAACAUCAGUUCCAUAAAUCGAUAUACAGAACAUGUACUGGAUAUAGCUGUAUGUAUCUUUAC
This is a messenger RNA of Pristis pectinata (smalltooth sawfish), 7015 nucleotides long. RefSeq names its product E3 ubiquitin-protein ligase TRIM50-like. Gene Ontology annotation, molecular function: protein binding; zinc ion binding. The record is from RefSeq and is a predicted model, not a curated record. The transcript is spliced from 7 exons. NCBI's taxonomy places the organism in Eukaryota, Metazoa, Chordata, Chondrichthyes, Rhinopristiformes, Pristidae. Bases 1089 to 2516 code for a protein of 475 amino acids.